AUGGAUAAAUUUCGCAUGCUCUUCCAGCACUUCCAGUCCAGCUCGGAGUCAGUGAUGAACGGCAUCUGCCUGCUGCUGGCCGCGGUCACCAUCAAGCUGUACUCCUCCUUCGACUUCAACUGCCCCUGCCUGGCGCGCUACAAUGCCCUCUACGGCCUGGGCCUGCUGCUCGCGCCCCCGCUCGCCCUGUUCCUCUGCGGCCUCCUUGCCAACCGGCAGUCCGUGGUGAUGGUCGAGGAGUGGCGCCGGCCCUCGGGGCACCGGAGGAAGGACCCAGGCAUAAUCAGGUACAUGUGCCUCUCUGUGCUGCAGAGGGCACUGGCCGCCCCCCUGGUCUGGAUCCUGCUGGCCCUCCUUGAUGGGAAGUGCUUCGUGUGUGCCUUCAGCAGCUCCGUGGACCCUGAGAAGUUUCUAGACUUUGCCAACAUGACCCCCAGCCAGGUACAGCUCUUCCUGGCCAAGGUGCCCUGCAAGGAGGACGAGCUGGUGAGGGACAGCUCUGCUCGGAAGGCAGUGUCGCGCUACCUGCGGUGCCUAUCACAGGCCAUCGGCUGGAGCGUCGCGCUGCUGCUGAUCGUGGGGGCCUUCCUGGCCCGCUGCCUGAGGCCCUGCUUCGACCAGACCGUCUUCCUGCAGCGCAGGUACUGGAGCAACUACGUGGACCUGGAGCAGAAGCUCUUCGACGAGACGUGCUGUGAGCACGCGCGGGACUUCGCGCACCGCUGCGUGCUGCACUUCUUCGCCAGCAUGCGGAGCGAGCUGCGGGCGCGCGGGCUGCGCGGGGACGCUGCGGGCGGGGACCCGGCCCCGCUCGAGCCCCCCGAACCCCCAGAGGACCUGGACAGUGGGAGCGGGAAGGCCCACCUGCGCGCCAUCUCCAGCCGGGAGCAGGUGGACCGCCUCCUGAGCUCCUGGUACUCCAGCAAACCGCCGCUCGACCUUGCGGCCUCCCCCGGGCUCUGGGGCGGUGGCCUCAGCCACCGCGGCCCCACCGUGGCCCCUGGCACCAGGCUGUCCCAGCACACCAACGUGUAGGGCCCCUACCCCUCUAACAAGAGUCCGAGGGAUUUCCAGGC
Messenger RNA from Lemur catta (Ring-tailed lemur), 1076 nucleotides. RefSeq names its product calcium homeostasis modulator 3 (gene CALHM3). The coding region runs from base 1 to 1035 and encodes 344 amino acids. Lineage: Eukaryota; Metazoa; Chordata; Mammalia; Primates; Lemuridae. The record is from RefSeq and is a predicted model, not a curated record. Gene Ontology annotation, molecular function: monoatomic cation channel activity. The transcript is spliced from 3 exons.